Messenger RNA from Malaclemys terrapin pileata, 833 nucleotides. RefSeq lists its product as uncharacterized. The record is from RefSeq and is a predicted model, not a curated record. The transcript has 2 exons. Bases 38 to 808 code for a protein of 256 amino acids. NCBI's taxonomy places the organism in Eukaryota, Metazoa, Chordata, Testudines, Emydidae.
ACUUGGGGGUGACCCCACCUCCACUCCGAGCACCACCAUGGACACUUCAGAGUGGGGGGAGGAGGAGGAGGAAAGCAGGAGUGAGGGUGCUGGGGCAGGAGGAGACACCCCGGAAUCCCUGAAGGCACGCAGCCAGGAGCUCUUCUCGAGCCAAGAGGAAGGUAGCCAGUCGCAGUGGCCGGUACUUGGUGGAGGACAAACAGAAGAGCAGGUUCCCAAUGCAACCUUGAGAUCUCAGCUGUCCGUGUUAUCACCGACUGAGAGACUGCAAAAACUCCGGAAGAGACUGCGAAAAAGCAAAGAAGACAUGCUGCAGGAAGUGAUGCAUCAAUCUCUUACAGAGAAUCAAAAAGCACAGGAGUGGAGGGAGAGCAAAAGCAGGAUCCGCCAGGAAAAUGCAGCACGCCGGCGGCGAAGCACGGAGCACCGGCAGCAAAGCACGGAUCAGCUGAUAAGCAUCAUGGAGCACCAAGCGCACUCUAUCCAGGCGCUCGUAGCCAUGCAGGCGGAGCACUACCGCACUCACCCCCCCUGCGGCCCUUGUCCCAAAACUCUUUCCCUUGUGCCCCCAUGUCACCUCCAACCCACUUUCCCCAACAUCCGGGUUCUUACUGCCACCAGCUGCCUCCAACACCUGUAUCUUCACCAAGCAGUGCUGAGAACUACAACCCUUACCCUCUGCAUUCAACCCCCAUCACCAUGCAGUAUAGCCAUCCUAAAGUCAGCACUCAUUGCACAGCACACCAGACAGGACAUACGCAAAUCUGUGAUUGUACCGUUCCCCACCCCAGCCCCUUGCCCUUUCUGAUUCCCAAGCAGUUGUGUUUCUUUUC